AUGAAAUCAGUUGCUACUGAAAGAGUUGAUAAAUUAGAAAAACAAUCCUUCAAUAAUCUCACACGACAUGAUUUAAAACGUGAUGCAGCUGUUUUAAAAGAUAUGAUUAAUCGUAUAACACCUCAACCAUCAACAGCACCACCAACAACAUUUGAUGAAAAUAAAAAUCAACUUCGCAAAUCUCCAUUCACUCCUUGGACACUUUUUCGAAAAAAUGUUUCACCAAUACCUUCUCUUCCUCAUCAAUCCUCUUCUUAA
Messenger RNA from Rotaria sordida, 258 nucleotides. The record is from the annotation of a GenBank genome assembly. Lineage: Eukaryota; Metazoa; Rotifera; Eurotatoria; Philodinida; Philodinidae.